GAAAAAUCAAACAACAAAUACCAUGAGUUCGAAAUCGGAAGAGAAGCUGCCGGCGCACGUGGUGAUAUUCCCAUUUCCGGCGCAGGGGCACAUGAACAGCAUGCUCAAUCUUGCUCAUCUCUUCUGUCUAACUGACUUCCACGUCACCUUCAUCGUGUCGGAGUUCACCCACCGCCUCCUCCUCAAGAACACCUCCGUCCCCGCCACUUUCGCCGCCUAUCCCGGCUUCCAGUUCCGGAUUAUCCCCGAUGGCCUCCCUGACGAUCACCCCCGCUUCGGUGACAGAAUCCCUGAUAUCGUUCCCGCCGUUUCAAACACCAUGGUUCCACUUUUCAAGAAAAUGAUGGCCGACAAACACCUCCUCGCUUCCCCGGGCCACCGCAGGCCUGCCACUUGCUUUGUCGCCGACGGCUUUUUCAGCUUCGCCGCUGACUUUGCGGAAGAGAUCGGCCUUCCCUUGGUCUAUUUCCGGACUCCCAGCGCUGCCUACCUUUGGGCGUAUUUUCACGUCGAUGAUCUCAUUCAAGCUCAACAAAUCCCCAUUAAAGAGAAAUCGAUGGAUGAAUUGGUGAAAGGCAUACCGGGAAUGGAAGGAUUCCUCCGUGGCCGAGACCUACCUGGUUUUUUCCGCACCGAUGAUGUAAAUGACCAUCUCCUCCAGAGCUUAGCAGCGGCGACAAGACAAGUCGUACGAGCACAGGCAGUCAUAUUCAACACCUUCGAAGAUCUAGAGGGGCCGAUUUUAUCAAUCAUGCUCGAAAAAUUGCCAAGAAUCUACAAUAUUGGCCCGAUCCAUGAGCACCAGAAAUCCAGGCUCAAAGAAAAGAAAUCAGAGGCCUCGAUUGUUGCAGGCAAUUUCUGGGAGGAAGACCGGAGCUGCAUAGAUUGGCUGAAUGAUCAGCCACCGAGAUCGGUGAUCUAUGUGAGCUUUGGGAGCCUAACAGUUGUGACGAGAGAGCAGUUGAUUGAGUUCUGGCAUGGUUUGGUCAAUAGUUCUCAGAGAUUCUUGUGGGUGAUGCGUCCGGAUUCCAUCACCGGGGGUGAUCAAAUUCCACCGGAAUUGAUGGAAGGUACUAAAGAAAAGGGUUACUUGGUGAAGUGGGCGCCGCAGGAGGAGGUUCUCAACCACCCUUCGAUAGGUGCAUUUUUGACACACAGUGGAUGGAACUCAACUCUGGAGAGUGUUGUUGCUGGUGUGCCGAUGAUAUGCUGGCCUUAUUUUGGUGAUCAAACUAUUAAUAGUAGGUUUGUGAGUGAGAUAUGGAAGAUAGGUCUUGACAUUAAAGAUACUUGUGAUAGAUUGAUUGUUGAGAAGGCUAUUAGGGAGGUUAUGGAAGUGAGGAAGGAUGAGUUUCUGGAAAGGGCAAAUGGUAUGGCCAAAAUGGCUAAGAAGGCUGUUGAAAGAGGAGGUUCCUCUUAUGGCAGUUUGGAUGCUUUAAUUGAGUAUAUUAAGUCAUUGAUCAUAAGUUGA
This is a messenger RNA of Salvia hispanica, 1471 nucleotides long. The record is from RefSeq and is a predicted model, not a curated record. Lineage: Eukaryota; Viridiplantae; Streptophyta; Magnoliopsida; Lamiales; Lamiaceae.